Vigna unguiculata (cowpea) is the source of this 2222-nucleotide messenger RNA. Its product is annotated as NOL1/NOP2/sun family protein / antitermination NusB domain-containing protein. Gene Ontology annotation, molecular function: RNA binding; rRNA methyltransferase activity. The record is from RefSeq and is a predicted model, not a curated record. Gene Ontology annotation, biological process: rRNA processing; RNA methylation; regulation of DNA-templated transcription. NCBI's taxonomy places the organism in Eukaryota, Viridiplantae, Streptophyta, Magnoliopsida, Fabales, Fabaceae.
GAUGGUUUAUUCUUGAAAUGAAAAAAGAAGAAGAAGAAACCUUUAUUAUCCAAAUAGCAAAGCCAAAGAAACGAGUACGAAGUUAGGAAUCGAAGGUCGAAAGAAUCUAAGCAUGGCGCAGGUGCUGUAUAUGGCUUUACCUGUCCCCGCAAAACCCCGCAAAGCUGCAUUAUCAUCUUCUUCUUCCAAGCCAUUGAAGUUUCCCCGUAGAAGCCGCAGCACCAACAUAUCCAUUCCCACCACUUCCAAAGGCAGUGGCAAACGUUUGCUCAAACCCCAGAAGCUGAAUUUAGAGGUUUCUCCUCAUAGAGCUGUUUCAGCGGUGAGGUUGAUGCGAAUUGAGCUCGGUGGUGCUUUUGCUGACCUUCUCAACGAGAAAGGGAAAGGUUCUGGUGAAAACGAGAUGGGGUAUGUUCAAAGAACGCUCGGUUUUCGCACUCGGGAGUUGAGUCAUCACGACCUUAGAUUGGUCACAGACAUUGUUGGUGGCACAAUUCGCUGGAGAAGAUAUCUUGAUCAUCUGAUCAAUUCACUAUGUCAUGAUAAAGAUAUAUCUAGCAUGGAACCUCUUCUCUUACAGAUUCUACGAAUUGGCUUCUAUGAGGUUGUCAAAUUGGACAUGCCACCUUAUGCUGUUGUAGAUGAGAACGUGGAGCUUGCUAAAGUUGCUCUCAGACCUGGGGCUGGCAACAUGGUCAACGGAAUCCUCCGAAAGCUAGUUGUGCUUAAGGAGAACGGUACUCUUCCUUUGCCCAAAGUGGAGGGUGAUGACCGUGCUCAAGCACGUGCGUUGGCAACUCUGCACUCACAUCCAGUUUGGAUGGUAAGGAGAUGGACAAAGUAUCUCGGCCAGGAAGAAGCCAUUAAAUUGAUGAUAUGGAACAACAGUGAGCCCAGUUUCAGCUUAAGAGCAAAUCGUGCAAGUGGUUUUUCAAGAGAUGACCUUGUAGCACAGCUUAAUGAAUUGAAGGUCCCACACAAGCUUUCAUUGUAUUUAGAUGAAUUUGUUCGUAUCAAAACUGGGUUGCAGAUUGUCAUUCAUGCUGGUCUGCUCAAAAAGGGUUUAUGUUCAGUUCAGGACGAAAGUGCAGGUCUAGUAAUUUCUGUUGUGGAUCCUCAACCUGGUGAAACUAUCGUCGAUGGCUGUGCUGCUCCUGGUGGGAAGACCCUCUACAUGGCCUCUCAUUUAAGUGGCCAAGGCAAGGUAUUUGCAGUUGAUGUAAAUAGUGGUAGGUUGAGAAUUCUUAAAGAGACAGCAAAGUUGCACCAAGUGGAUGGUGUCAUUACCGCCAUUCAUGCUGAUCUUCGCACAUUGACUGAUAAUGGACAACUUAAGAGUGACAAAGUUUUGUUGGACGCUCCAUGUUCUGGACUUGGUGUUCUAUCCAAGAGAGCGGACUUGCGCUGGAACAGGAAGCUUGAGGAUAUGGAAGAACUGAAGAAAUUACAAGAUGAGCUCCUGGAUGCAGCAUCCAAAUUGGUAAAACCUGGGGGAGUAUUAGUUUACAGUACAUGCUCCAUAGAUCCUGAAGAGAACGAUGACAGGGUGGCUGCAUUUCUUGUAAGACAUCCGGAUUUCCGCAUUGAUCAUGUAGACAGAUUUGUUCCUCCUGAUUUUGUGACAAGCAGUGGUUUCUUUUUCUCUAACCCCGUUAAACAUUCACUAGAUGGUUCCUUUGCUGCUCGUUUAGUACGUGAUCCAUAGAACUUCUGGGAAGGAAUCCUUUGUGGAUUUAUCGCCAAAUAUAUACAGUUUGGUGAAAAAUGAAGAGGCUGCUUAUGAGUUGUGGCUGUUCUGGUAUAUCUCUCCAUGUGUUCAUAAAUUGAAAUCAAGCAUUUACCCUGCAGUGGGAUACUGCACUUCCAGAACAGGCAUUCUGAUUUCUCCUCAAAGAUAUGCGAAGAAUGAGAUUGUCAGCAGGUUCUAUUUCACCAGGAACUCUGGAAGAAUGAUGAACUGAUGAUCCUUAAAACAAGUACGGAUAGGAUUUCUGAGUGGAAAGUCCAAGCUUCAAAGAUUUCUCCAGCAUAAUUACUGCAGUUUCAGGAGAUUACUUUGAGAGUAAUGUUACCUUGGAAUGUUGUCUUCUAGGAGUGUUUGUAGCUUGAUUUAGUUCAGUUUUGUAUUAAAAAGGCAUUUGAAUCAAACAUCAGAUAUAAUGUAGUUUGAUUCGGUUUUAAUUUAAUAUAAAAUCUGAAUCAUACCAAAUCAAUUUUUCAAA